This is a messenger RNA of Siniperca chuatsi (mandarin fish), 2751 nucleotides long. Its product is annotated as NAD-dependent protein deacylase sirtuin-5, mitochondrial-like. The transcript is spliced from 9 exons. Gene Ontology annotation, molecular function: protein-malonyllysine demalonylase activity; NAD+ binding; protein-succinyllysine desuccinylase activity. Lineage: Eukaryota; Metazoa; Chordata; Actinopteri; Centrarchiformes; Sinipercidae. Bases 491 to 1405 code for a protein of 304 amino acids. The record is from RefSeq and is a predicted model, not a curated record.
GAGCAGUUAGUGGUAAGCUGCUAUUCGGGCACUUGAAUGGAUUUAAGCAUGGGAGUCACGUGCUCUGGAGUCACGUACCCAAAGUAAUCUUGUAAAUAUUGACGUCUCACACAUGGAAUAAUUUGAGAUUUGUUUUAAAAUGUCAACUAAGCAUAUCGCACAAAAACACACACUGGGGCUACACAAAUGUACACCAGUCAGAGUUUGACUACAUCUGCUUGACACCUGGUUAUUCAUUGUCCAUUUGAGGCGCUGUAGCGAUGGUGUCGGCGAUCGGUAAUGAACCCGAAAACCCGCUGUUGGAUGUUACUGUUGGUGUUGAUGUAGCUUAGCACAAGCACCAGCUGGCAGUGGGGGGAAAUGUCAGUGUUUCGUCUGCUUUAAUGGCGAUAAAAUCGGCGCCCUUUACUUCCUCCGGAAUGUAAUCCUUUACAGCACGCAGUCCAGCAGCUCGUUUUGUUCAGUCUCUGACUUGCCUUUAAACGUGACAAUGCUCCUCCAAAAUCGAGCUGUGUUUGCACUGGGUCUUCGCAUGUCCUCCACCCAUGUGACGAGAGGUUCUUUGAUGGACAUAGCCAGACCCAACUCAGACAUGUCUGAAUUCCGCAAGGUCUUUUCCAAAGCCAAGCACAUAGCAAUCAUCACCGGGGCAGGUGUGAGUACAGAGAGUGGAGUACCGACCUUCAGGGGAGAAAAUGAGAAAUGGAGGAAGUGGCAAUCUCAGGACCUGGCAACCCCAGAGGCCUUCUCUCGCAACCCGUCUCGGGUCUGGGAGUUCUACCAUUACAGAAGGGAGCUAGCUUUGAGCAAGAAGCCCAGUGCUGCACAUCUGGCUAUAGCAGAGUGUGAGGCCCGGCUGAGGAAGCAGGGACGCUCCGUGGUGGUCAUCACCCAGUGCAUAGAUGACCUUCAUCGACAGGCUGGGUCCAAACAUGUGCUCAAGGUUCAUGGCAGUCUGAUGGAGACGCGCUGUGUGAGUUGUGGAAACGUGACUGUGAACAAGCGAAGCCCCAUAUGUGCUGCCCUAAAGGACACAGGUGCACCUGACCCAGAUGUUGCUGAUGCCCAGAUUCCUGUGGAUAAACUGCCAAGGUGUGACGAAAGUGACUGCCACGGUCUGCUGAGGCCCAACGUGGUGUUCUUUGGGGAAACUCUGGACUCUCAUAUCCUGACCAAGGUGGAAAAAGAGAUGGAAAUCUGUGAUCUCUGUCUGGUGGUGGGCACAUCUUCAAUCGUUUACCCAGCAGCCAUGUUUGGCCCCCAGAUUGCAUCCAGGGGCAUCCCAGUGGCAGAAUUUAAUACACAAACAACACCAAAAACUGAGUACUUCACGCACCAUUUCCAGGGUCCAUGUGGAACUACGCUGCCUCCAGCUUUGGCACAACAUGAGUCAGAGGUUAUUUAAGAGCCACAGGAAUGACUUUACAGACAGCAACCAGUAGCUUCUUCUACAGACUAAUGCAAUCCAAGGCUGGGGGUGUCAUAGCAUUUUUUUAUUCCAAAUUCACUUCAGCUGUUGAUGCUUGGGGGCAAAUUGUAUAGAAUUUAGCUUUUUAAGACUUUAAGAUGGAUUUCUUAAAGCUGGGGUAGGUAAUGUUGGAGAAACUAGCAAGAGACAGCUAGAUUUUUGAAAGUAUCCGACUGAAAAAAUCCCACCCCUUCCCUUCAGGCCUCCCUCCAAAGCCACUCCCCCAAAACACAUUUUAAUGUGCAAUGAGUGCAUGGCCAGAGUGCCCGCAGGUAGACAGGCAGACAGGCCAGCCAAUCAUUUCAUUUGGGCCGAAUGAAAUGAUUGGCUGGGCUUAUUACAUGCCUGCGACAGCCACAGAUACUGGAUUUUUUUCUUCUUUCUUUUUUCCCCAGAGCAUUUGAUUUAUUGAUUUCUGUCAAGAUGUAAAGAGAAUUUCAGCACAUAUAACAAAAAAUGCUUCUGAAAUACUUUACCUACCCUAGCUUUAAUACUUGAACAUAUAUAUAUAUAUAGUAAACUGGAAAUGGGAUAUUGUAUGUUUUCCAUAUUUGCUAUGAACUAUGCAGAUAUAAGAAAGGGACUACGUAUGUAGGUAUUUGCAUAAGAAAAUAUCUCCCUAGAUAUCACAGGGUAUUGUUAUUCUUUGUAUAUCUUGCGUAUUAGAUGCUGGUUAGGAAUUGUCAUAUUUUGGGUAUACUGUGCUACUAAAAGUAUGGCUGUAGAUCAGAACAUAUUACUCCCAGUGCCAGUGGAGAAUAUUCCUCUUUUCUCUUUCCACAGAUGAAUGAACAGAUGUACAGAGCGUAACAUAAUCUUGUGCCUUUCAAAACUGUUUACACAACCUUGACCAAAUGCUCACUUUAAACCUCAAGUGCAAAUCAACCAGUGUUGCAGAGAUUUAGCCAUGUGUACAGAGUUUGCUUUUGACCAAGGACACAGAGGGUAGAGAGAGAGACAGAGAGGGAAAAUGUUGUCUUUUCAAUCCUAGCCUGAAUCUGCAUUAUUUCCCUCUCGUGCAGUGUUUAUUAUCACAUCAGUAUAGUUACCUUUCAUGUAUUAUUCAUGAUACAUUUUUUCACAUUCACUAUCUGUUUUCAAAAAAUGUGUUCAACUACUGUAGAUGGAAAUUGUCUAAAAUGAAAGCAAUCAUAUAUUUAAUUACAUUAUUAUCUGUUUUUUAAACAACUUUUUUGCCCAUAAACAUGACCCACAGUUUUUAAUGAUGUAUUCUAUUAAAAUGCAAUUACACAGAACAUAAUUAUUAAAACACUAAAUGUACA